Messenger RNA from Leucoraja erinaceus (little skate), 7030 nucleotides. RefSeq names its product lysyl oxidase-like 1 (gene loxl1). The record is from RefSeq and is a predicted model, not a curated record. Bases 380 to 2068 code for a protein of 562 amino acids. NCBI's taxonomy places the organism in Eukaryota, Metazoa, Chordata, Chondrichthyes, Rajiformes, Rajidae. Gene Ontology annotation, molecular function: copper ion binding; protein-lysine 6-oxidase activity. Gene Ontology annotation, biological process: peptidyl-lysine oxidation. The transcript has 7 exons.
AUUACAUUUGAAAAACAAAUACCGCUCCUCCAGAGAGCGGGGGAAGGAAUAUCUAACCCCGUGCAUAAGAUUGAAUCAGAUUUUUCUUCUCUCCUUCAGAGAUCCGCCGGGUUUGAGGUGGAUAAGUUGGUGGUGGGUCGGCGGCGUGAAGUGGGAGAGGCUUAAGUGUGGAAAGCCUGGUCUAACAUGUUGCACAAGCCGGGAGCAGCGCUGCAGCCCCGGACUCUGAGUCCUCGUUGAAAAAGUUUGGAUAAGUUCCUGCAACUUUUUUGUUGUUGCUUUCCGCUGCUUUUUGUGUGUGUGUGUGUGUGUGUGUGGUUUUGUUCUUGGGUGGACCUUUGUAGAAGUUUCUUGUUGCCUGUUUGAAGCAAAGGGGGAAAUGGAGCGGUGGUUGGCGCUGGUGCUAUCGUUGUUGCUGACACACACCUUGCCCGGAGUCGGGGGCCAGCAGACAGACCAAGGUGGCAAUAGUGAUCCCUGGAAGCAAAUGAUCCAAUGGGAAAACAACGGGCGGGUCUACAGCCUCCUCAACACGGGCUCAGAGUACGUGCCCGCUGGCCGGGUGGCCGCACGGAGCAGCCCCAGGGUCUGGCUGGGAGGGGGCAGCGUAGGGCACCCGGGCAACAGGCAGAGCAGACCCGGUCGGCGACAGGUACCAUCGCAGGCGGCCAGGGUCGGCUCGGACACGGUCAGAGGGCAGACCCGACACCCGUUCGGCUUUGGGCAAGUCCCCGACAACUGGAGGCAAGGGACAUUCGGAGAUCCCAGCAACACUCACAGAUACCUCCAACCAUCGCCCAGACAGGAGGCUGGUAGACCCAGACCCCGCCAGCCCACCUACCCAGAGCCCAGCUACCACCAAGUUCCCUACCCACGGUUCCCAGUUCCCUCCUACCCAAACCCCAGCCCCUACGACCCCAACCCCGAGUAUGGACCUCCCAGGGGGUUUGACACUGCGGAUGAGAGUCUACCCUACCGCCGGCUGCCCUUUGAUAGCGCCGGGGGCUACCCCUACCAAGCAAGACCCAGGUAUGGGGAUUAUGGGGAUAGUUUGCACCCCUAUAGAGCCCAGGGCCAGGGUCAGGUGCCCCAACAACCACCCGCCUACGAUGGACUGGACAGAAGGUACAUGCACAGCUUGUUCGAUGAGAGUGAUGGCCGGGCGGUUCCUGGAGGACAGGACACCUCGAGCCACUUGUCCUCCAGAAGCUCCGCCUUCCAGCCAGGGCCAUCCCUGGACGCUGGCUAUUCUAGGACGGGCCUGGUGGCCGAAGGUCCGCGCUCUGGGUUCUACUCCCAGCUCAGCCGCAAUGUUGAUCCCAGCCUUGAACAGUAUCCACUGCCCAGGGCACCUCUACCCAAUGGUGAGAUGGAACAGGGACAACAGGCGCCUGGACCACGGGUGGCUUUGGGAAGUGUCUUCAGACCGGAUCGGUCCAGCAGAGGUUUGCCAGACCUGGUGCCCGAUCCACACUAUGUCCAGGCUGCCACCUAUGUACAGAGGUCGUACCUGUACUCCCUACGAUGUGCAGCUGAGGAGAAGUGCCUGGCAAGCUCCGCCUACGCGGCUGACACCACCGACUACGACGUCAGGGUUCUACUGCGGUUUCCCCAGAGAGUGAAGAACGAGGGAACCGCGGACUUCCUCCCAAAUCGGCCGCGCCACACGUGGGAAUGGCACAGCUGCCACCAGCACUACCACAGCAUGGGCGAGUUCAGCCAUUAUGACCUACUGGAUGCGGCCACUGGCAGGAAGGUGGCUGAGGGUCACAAGGCCAGCUUCUGCCUCGAGGACACCACGUGUGAUUUUGGCCACCUGAAGCGCUAUGCCUGCACAUCGCACACUCAGGGGCUGAGUCCUGGUUGCUAUGACACCUACAACGCAGACAUUGACUGUCAGUGGAUUGAUAUCACCGACGUCCAGCCUGGGAAUUAUAUUCUAAAGCUUCAAGUAAAUCCCAAUUAUCUUAUCCCAGAAUCCGAUUUCACCAACAAUGUGAUCAGAUGCAACAUUCAUUACACAGGGCAACAGGUUGCCACUACAAAUUGUAAAAUAACACAGUCCUGAUCUUCAAGUUUUGAGUCUCAAAACACUGCCUCCAUACUGCUUGAUCUUGUCUCGUGGGGUGCGAACUUUAUCCGGGAGCGGCUGCGGUUUGGUAGCUUUCACAACCAAAGUAUCCAAGAGGUGUGCCGGGAGACCUGUGGACCUGGAGACGACCCCACUACAUAUAAACCUCCGCACUGACCCGUCAGCUAGCGCGUGCGUGUGUGUGCGUGUGUGUGCGUGUGUGUGUGUGUGUGUGUGGACAUCUGGAAAAGCCACUCUUAGCACCCCUCGUUACAAUCUAGGCAUGCCCAUUAGGAAAACCAAUGACUCUGUUGCACUUUUCAUUGGGUAAGAAACACAUGCAAGUGUAACCCCUAAGCCCAACUCACUCUUCCCUGCCUAUUGAAGAUCAGGGUUGGACUUCCACAUCAGUACAUUCCUACAUUAUCUCCCAGUUAUUGUCCAGGAUCAAGAAUAUUCCCACUUUGGUCUUGAAUGUGCUGAACUUUGGCCCAUUUCCGAACAGAUUUUGGAUUGCAUAGAAACAUAGGAAAUAGGUGCAGGAGUAGAGGCCAUUCAAGCCUGCACCGCCAUUCAAUAUGAUCAUGGCUGAUCAUCCAACUCAGUAUCCCGUACCUGCCUUCUCUCCAUACCCCCUGAUCCCUUUAGCCACAAGGGCCACAUCUAACUCCCUCUUAAAUAUAGCCAAUGAACUGUGUGGCCUCAACUACCUUCUGUGGCAGAGAGUUCCAGAGAUUCACCACUCUCUGUGUGAAAAAUGUUUUUCUUAUCGUUAGCACUGAAUGAUUUAUUUAGUUAAUUAAGCUGAAUUGUUCCACACCGCCUCGGAGAGCCUGCCUCUUGCCUCCACGCUUAGCCUUCUUCUACUUAUUAAGGAGUAAUGCCCCUGUCCCACUUAGGAAACCUGAACGGAAACCUCUGGAGACUUUGCGCCCCACCCAAGGUUUCCGUGCGGUUCCCGGAGGUUUUUGUCAGUCUCCCUACCUGCUUCCACUACCUGCAACCUCCGGCAACCACCUGCAACCUCCGGGAACCGCACGGAAACCUUGGGUGGGGCGCAAAGUCUCCAGAGGUUUCCGUUCAGGUUUCCUAAGUGGGACGGGGCAUUAUACACACAGAAACAUUAACCUGUCUUUUUCCAUUUGAGUUGAAUUGAGUUUUGUUUAUUGUCACGUGUACUGAGGUACAGUGGAACGCUUUAGUUACUUGCUGACCAGUCAGCAGAAAGACAGGCUCAUCAGUAGAAAUACUGCCUCUCAGCGCCAGAGACCCGGGUUCGAUCCCGACUACGGGUGCUGCCUGUACGGCGUUUGCACGCUCUCCCCGUGACCUGCGUUGGUUUUCUCUCAGAUCUUCGGUUUCCUCCCACACACUCCAAAGACGUACAGGUUUGUAGGUUAAUCGACUUGGUUAUAAAUGCAAAAUUGUCCCUAGUGUGUGUGUGUGUGUGUGUGUAGGGUAACUGUGUGGGGAUUGCUGGUCUGCAUGGACUCGAUGGGCUGAAGGGCCUGUUUCUGCACUGUGUCUCUAAGCUAUUCUAAACAAAAUACAUGAUUACAAUCGAGCCAUUCACAGUGUACAGAUACAUGAUGAAGGGAAUAACACAAAUAAUGUUUAGCGCAAGAUAAUGUCUGAUCAAGGAUAGUCCGAGGGUCUCCAAUCAGGUCAGGACUGCUCUCUAUUAGAUGAUUAGUUUGCCCUCUAUUUGACUUGCAGCGAAUUGUGGACGCAGCCCAGACCAUCGCACAGACCAACCUCCCUUCCAUUGACUCCAUCUCCACCUCACGCUGCCUCGGCAAGGCCAGCAGCAUCAUCAAGGACCAGUCUCACCCCGAUCACUCCCUCUUCUCCCCUCUCCCAUCAGGCAAGAGGUAGUUGCUUUCAAGAGGGAGCUAGAUAGGGCUCUUAAAGAUAGCGGAGUCAGGGGGUAUGGGGAGAAGGCAGGAACGGGGUACUGAUUGGGGAUGAUCAGCCAUGAUCAUAUUGAAUGGCGGUGCUGGCUCGAAGGGCCGAAUGGCCUCCUCCUGCACCUAUUGUCUACUGGUAUGGAAGUGUGAAAACGCACACCUCCAGAUUCAGGGACAGUCUCUUCCCAGCUGUUAUCAGGCAACUGGAGGAACUGAAAGACGGUCAGGCAGCCUCUGUGGAGGGAAUGAACUGGGAAUGUUUUGUUUCGGGAUCCAUCCUUCAUGACGCAUUUACCCGGAGAGAAGAGAGAACCUCCUGUUAUUCCCAAGUCUCGGACCAAACUAGUGGUGGAUUGGUAAGUGCCGAUAUCGUUAACAUCUUAAAUCUAUUGCAUGCAACAAACGACCUUAGUGACAGAACUACUGACUCCCACACCAGUCUGAAGAAGGGUCUCGACCCAAAACGUCACCUAUUCCUUCGCUCCACAGAUGCUGCCUCACCUUUGAUUUUUUCCAGCAUCUGCAGUUCUUUCUUAAACAUUGGUGACAAAAAAUGUCACAUGAUUGAGAUGGGAGAUAGUUUGCCAUUGAUGUUAGGAAAGCUCUUUCUGAAAGCCCAAGUGUUAACAGCGUUGUUUCAAGAGUUGGGGGAGCAGAUCAAUGGUGUUUCAAAGUCGCGGCUGCAUUUUAACCGCACACGGCAAAUGCAGAAAGGUCCUGUCCCACGUGGCCGUCAUUCGCACGGCAUUUACGUGACCUUGUAGCGUGUGGGAAGCGUGGGACGGGCGCACGGAGUGGCGUGGAGUUGUGCGCGGUAUCGAACAGCGCGCCAGGAUUUCGUGUUGCACUAAAUCUUCCCACGCUGCCGGCCUGUCGCAUAAAUGGCGGCCAAAGUGGGGCAGGGUGGCGUUUCGGGUCGAGACCCUUCCUCAGACUGAAACAUCAUCCAUUCCUUCCAGAGAUGCUGCCGGUCCCGCUGAGUUACUCCUGCAUUUUGUGUCUAUCUUCAAUUGAAACCAGCAUCUGCUGUUCCUUCCCACAGGCUAAUUUGGUCUGCAGCUAGCUACUUUUCAUUCGCCUGUUUUUGUGAAUAGGGGCAUUACAUCUGCAGUUUUCCAAAUCGCUAGCGUCACUCAAGAAACUGGAACAUUUUAGAAAAUCACCAUAUAACCAUAUAACAAUUACAGCACGGAAUCAGGCCAUCUCGACCCUUCUAGUCCGUGCCGAACACAUAAUCUCCCCUAGUCCCAUAUACCUGCGCUCAGACCAUAACCCUCCAUUCCCUUCCCAUCCAUAUAACUAUCCAAUUUAUUUUUAAAUGAUAAAAACGAACCUGCCUUCACCACCUUCACUGGAAGCUCAUUCCACACAGCUACCACUCUCUGAGUAAAGAAGUUCCCCCUCAUGUUACCCCUAAACUUCAGUCCCUUAAUUCUCAAGUCAUGUCCCCUUGUUUGAAUCUUCCCUACUCUCAGUGGGAAAAGCUUUUCCACGUCAACUCUGUCUAUCCCUCUCAUCAUUUUAAAAACCUCUAUCAAGUCCCCCUUAACCUUCUGCGCUCCAAAAGACUAAAGCCCUAACUUGUUCAACCUUUCUCUGUAACUUAGUUGCUGAAACCCAGGCAACAUUCUAGUAAAUCUCCUCUGUACUCUCUCUAUUUUGUUGACAUCCUUCCUAUAAUUGGGCGACCAAAAUUGUACACCAUACUCCAGAAUUGGCCUCACCAAUGCCUUGUACAAUUUUAACAUUACAUCCCAACUUCUAUACUCAAACCAUAAAUAUCAUAAACUGGGUAUUGAAAUGACGUUGAGCGCUCCAGACGGAUCCAUGAAGACACACGGGCCAGUCACUACCGGCCUGUUGCGUAAAUGCUAGCCUGACAGACCCUGAUGGAACCAUUAUUAGCUAAAGUUUCCCACCCUGCCCUUGUUGUUCCACACGUUCCAUUCCUCACCGGUUCAGCGUGUAUAUCUCUGUAAAUGCCACAUCUAUAGUAAACCACCUCUCGUUACUACUGACUAAGGAAAAUAAUGAUUCACUGUCUACUGAAGGUAGCCGACUGUAGCGGUGCUUGUGGGACACAGUUGAAGAAUUUUCAGUCGCAGAAUAAAAGCAUCAAACGAUAGACUGGAAAGAAUGUGUAGGAAGGAACUGCAGAUGCUGGUUUAAACCGAAGAUAGACACAAAAUGCUGGAGUAACUCAGCGGGACAGGCAGCAUCUCUGGAGAGAAGGAAUGGGUCAAGACCCUUCUUUAGAUACAGUCACCCGUUCCUUAUCUACAGAGAUGCUGCCUGACCUGCUGAAUUUUAAAAAAGCCCCUGUCCCACUUAGGAGACCUAUACAGCAACCUCUUGUGACCUUUGCCCACCACCCAAGGUUUCCAUGAGGUCUCAGGAGGUUUUGGUCACUCUCCCUAAUGGUGGAAGUUGGUUCCCGCGUGGUUGAGGCUUCAUCUAAGUUGCUGCUUAUUUUCUCAUCGUGAUUAAAACCGGCCUCGACUACAAAUAGGUUGCCCUUUUAAACACCGAUCAUUUUUUAGUGGCAGGUCUAGUCGAAGCCGGUUUGUCUUCAUAGUCGAGGAAGGUUUUCAACAUGUGAGUGGGAGGUGGUAGGAGGUUGCAGGUCACCUCGAACUUGAUUUUUUUUUGGGUGGUGGGCAAGGUCACCAGAGGUCUUCUAAGUGGGACAGGGGGCAUAAUUACUCCAGCAUCUAUUACUCGGUUUAAACAGGCAUCUGCAGUUCCUUUGUUCACAGAACUGGUCACUGCUUUUAUUUCGGGUACUCAGGAUACAUAAACUGGACAACCCGAGAGCAAACAUAACUCUACUGUAUCCAUUGGCCUUUAACUCUAUCCAUGUUGAUCACAUAGGAUUAUAUAACUUUGCACUCAAAGACACUGCCUUGGCAACCGUGUGUAUGCAUUACUUAAAAUAGCAGAAAUAUUUCACAAGAAAUUGUUAAUUGUUACUGAACUCUUGUAGGCUGGAUGUAUAUUUGCAAAUAUUAAAACAAAAUAAAGAACAUUCAAUGCAAGUUUUAAUUUGAAACUA